AUGUACUUUCAUGGGGCCCGUUUUUCCAAUUAUGAAGCAUGGCUAAGUGAUCCUACUCACAUUGGACCCGGUGCUCAGGUAGUUUGGCCUAUAGUAGGGCAAGAAAUAUUGAAUGGUGAUGUAGGCGGGGGUUUCCGAGGAAUCCAAAUAACCUCUGGGUUUUUUCAGCUUUGGCGAGCAUCUGGAAUAACUAGUGAAUUACAACUCUAUUAUACUGCAAUUGGUGCAUUGAUUUUUGCAGCGUUAAUGCUUUUUGCUGGUUGGUUCCAUUAUCACAAAGCCGCUCGCAAAUUGGCCUGGUUCCAAGAUGUAGAAUCCAUGUUGAAUCACCACUUAGCGGGAUUAUUAGGACUUGGGUCUCUUUCUUGGGCGGGGCACCAAAUUCUAGCAAGAAUUAUUGCUGUAGGAUAG
Molecule: messenger RNA, 411 nt
Organism: Triticum turgidum subsp. durum (durum wheat)
Lineage: Eukaryota; Viridiplantae; Streptophyta; Magnoliopsida; Poales; Poaceae
Source: the annotation of a GenBank genome assembly